Messenger RNA from Pipistrellus nathusii (Nathusius's pipistrelle), 459 nucleotides. Lineage: Eukaryota; Metazoa; Chordata; Mammalia; Chiroptera; Vespertilionidae. The record is from the annotation of a GenBank genome assembly.
AUGUCUCUAGUGAUUCCUGAGAAGUUCCAGCACAUUUUGCGAGUACUCAACACCAAUAUCGAUGGGCGGCGGAAAAUAGCCUUUGCCAUCACUGCAAUUAAGGGUGUAGGGCGAAGGUAUGCUCACGUGGUGCUGAGGAAAGCAGACAUCGACCUCACCAAGAGGGCAGGAGAGCUCACGGAGGAUGAGGUGGAGCGUGUCAUCACCAUUAUGCAGAACCCACGCCAGUACAAGAUUCCAGACUGGUUCUUGAACAGACAGAAGGAUGUGAAAGACGGGAAAUACAGCCAGGUCCUGGCCAAUGGUCUGGACAACAAGCUUCGUGAGGACCUGGAGCGGCUGAAGAAAAUUCGGGCCCACAGAGGCCUGCGCCACUUCUGGGGUCUUCGUGUUCGAGGCCAGCACACCAAGACCACAGGCCGCCGGGGUCGCACUGUGGGUGUGUCCAAGAAGAAAUAA